UGACGCCGACCUUCGACCAUUACCGUGCUAACAUCCAAACUUUUCUAUCUGGGCGUAUCGAGAUGGGUGAAUCGCGGACGGAAUUGUUGGCAUGGCUGAAUGACCUUCUUCAAUUGAAUUACACAAAAAUCGAGCAAUGUGGAACCGGAGCAGCGUACUGCCAAAUCAUGGACUCUAUCUUCGGCGAUGUGCCGAUGACUCGAGUCAAGAUGAACGCAAAACACGAAUACGAGUUCAUCGCGAACUUCAAGAUCCUCCAGAAUGUCUUUAGAACGCACAAGGUCGACAAGCCAAUUUUGGUCGAGAAACUCGUCAAAUGCAAGAUGCAAGACAACCUAGAGUUCCUACAGUGGAUCAAGCGAUUCUGGGACACGAACUAUGGUGGACAAGGCUACGAUGCAGUCGCGCGAAGACGAGGUGCACCGACAGACACCCCCGCCACCAUCGCUCCCCUUGCCCCGUCAUCGUCACGUGGCAGCGCAGGCAGCUUGCAUGCCGGUGCUGCUAGAGUUGCAGGAGGGAGGACGCCAGUCGGCCCCCGGGCUGGCUCAAGAGCGGGAUCAACUCAGCCGAACGAACUGGUCCAGAAUCUUCAAGGUCAACUGCGGGAGAUGUCUGCGCACCUGGAGGGGCUGGAGAAGGAACGGGACUUUUAUUUCGCGAAGUUGCGCGACAUCGAGAUCCUGGUUCAGCAGCAGCUGGAGACGCUUGAGCAAGAAGGCAAGGAUGACCCUCUUCUCCGCGAUAUUCAGAAGAUCCUAUAUUCGACGGAGGAGGGCUUUGAAGUGCCUGAGCCAGGCACUGUCGACGAAGAGGAGACGUUCUGACGUGGCUGUGGUCAGACAAUGGGAAGAUAUAUCCGGUCUCUGUGUUCGCAUCGCGGAUUGGUCUCUCAAGGUCCACAUGAGAUUCAACUCAUCACGUUUAUUCAUACUUUUGCAUUUAAUGGAAUAUAUUGAGACCAA
Messenger RNA from Laetiporus sulphureus 93-53, 965 nucleotides. RefSeq names its product microtubule binding protein. The record is from RefSeq and is a predicted model, not a curated record. The transcript is spliced from 6 exons. Bases 63 to 827 code for a protein of 254 amino acids. Gene Ontology annotation, biological process: protein localization to microtubule plus-end; spindle assembly; regulation of microtubule polymerization or depolymerization. Gene Ontology annotation, cellular component: microtubule organizing center; cytoplasmic microtubule; spindle midzone. NCBI's taxonomy places the organism in Eukaryota, Fungi, Basidiomycota, Agaricomycetes, Polyporales, Laetiporaceae. Gene Ontology annotation, molecular function: microtubule plus-end binding.